ACAGAGAGGGAGAGACACCCGCAUCCAUUUUUCUCUGCUCAAGAAGCUUCCACCCUGCGUGUGGGGUCUGAGGGAUCGACCUGGGUCUUUGCCGUUUGCAACACACCACCCAGCUCCUGGCAGGAAGCUUUUCGGCAAGCAUGAGUUGACUGGACAUAAAGUUGCCGUGAAGAUACUCAAUCGACAAAAGAUCCGAAGCCUCGACGUGGUAGGAAAGAUCCGCAGGGAGAUUCAGAACCUGAAGCUCUUCAGACAUCCGCAUAUAAUCAAGCUGUACCAGGUCAUCAGCACGCCGUCUGACAUCUUCAUGGUGAUGGAGCAUGUCUCGGGAGGAGAGCUCUUUGAUCAUAUCUGUAAGAAUGGCAGGCUGGAUGAAAAGGAGAGUCGACGUCUGUUUCAGCAAAUCCUUUCUGGCGUGGACUACUGCCACCGGCACAUGGUGGUUCACAGAGACCUGAAGCCCGAGAAUGUCCUGCUGGACGCCCACAUGAACGCUAAGAUCGCUGACUUCGGCCUCUCAAACAUGAUGUCAGACGGAGAGUUCUUACGGACCAGCUGUGGUUCCCCCAACUAUGCGGCCCCAGAAGUCAUCUCAGGAAGGUUGUACGCGGGCCCAGAGGUGGACAUCUGGAGCAGCGGGGUCAUCCUGUACGCCCUGCUCUGCGGGACGCUGCCCUUUGACGACGACCACGUGCCCACCCUGUUUAAGAAGAUCUGCGACGGCGUCUUCUACACCCCCCAGUACCUCAACCCCUCCGUCACCAGCCUGCUGAAGCACAUGCUGCAGGUGGACCCCAUGAAGAGGGCGACGGUCAGGGACAUCAGGGAACAUGAGUGGUUUAAACAAGACCUUCCAAAAUAUCUCUUUCCCGAGGACCCAUCAUACAGUUCGACCAUGAUUGACGACGAAGCCUUAAAGGAAGUCUGCGAGAAGUUCGAAUGCUCGGAAGAGGAGGUUCUCAGCUGCCUUUAUAACAGAAACCACCAGGACCCCUUGGCGGUGGCCUACCACCUCAUCAUCGACAACAGGAGGAUCAUGAACGAGGCCAAAGACUUCUACCUGGCCACCAGCCCGCCGGACUCCUUCCUCGACGACCACCACCUGGCCCGGCCCCAUCCCGAGAGGGUACCCUUCUUGGUCGCCGAGACACCGAGGGCUCGCCACACCCUGGAUGAAUUAAACCCGCAGAAAUCCAAACACCAAGGGGUGAGGAAAGCGAAGUGGCAUCUAGGGAUCCGGAGUCAGAGCCGGCCGAGUGACAUCAUGACUGAAGUCUGCAGGGCCAUCAAGCAGCUGGGCUACGAAUGGAAGGUUGUAAACCCGUAUUACUUGCGUGUCCGAAGGAAGAAUCCUGUGACGAGCACUUACUCUAAAAUGAACCUACAGUUAUACCAAGUGGAUAGUCGGACAUACUUGCUGGAUUUCCGAAGCAUAGAUGAUGAAAUCACUGAAGCCAAAUCAGGGACCGCUACGCCGCAGAGGUCCGGAUCAGUCAGCAACUACCGAUCUUGCCAAAGGAGUGACUCGGAGGCCGAGGCUCCAGGAAGGCCCUCAGAGGUUCCUCUGACCUCGUCUGUGACUGGACUGUCACUGGACUCCUCUCCUGUUGACUCAGCUCCAAGGCCAGGAAGUCACACGAUAGAAUUCUUUGAGAUGUGUGCGAAUCUAAUUAAAAUUCUCGCACAGUAAACCUAAAACUUGGCUUAUGCCCUCGACAGCAAUAAGCAUGCGAAACAAGUCACAGCCAAGUGCUUCCACCUGUAGUCACGUGACACGUACCUCUACCUGCGGGCCAGCCUUUGGGAAUGCAGCUCGCACGGGGACUGGAACAUGCUUCCUAGUUAAAAGCCUCCCAUGCAAACAUGAUGAUUUUGUUGUUUGUGUGGUGGGCGUACAGCCUAACAUAAUACGCACAGUGAGCUCUGCGUCUCUCAGGCUUCCUUGGUCUCUGGUCAGUUUUGUAUUUAGUGUACACAGGGCUUUGUAGAAUAUUAAUUUACCAUAAAGGCCUUCACAUAUUAUUUCACACUGAUAUGUUCUAUAUAUAUUUCAUAAACUUAUGUAAUAAAUAUUUGCUUGGAAUUCCCAGA
This is a messenger RNA of Erinaceus europaeus (western European hedgehog), 2091 nucleotides long. It is a transcript of the gene PRKAA1, whose product is annotated as protein kinase AMP-activated catalytic subunit alpha 1. Gene Ontology annotation, molecular function: protein serine/threonine kinase activity; ATP binding. Gene Ontology annotation, biological process: protein phosphorylation; intracellular signal transduction. Bases 308 to 1690 code for a protein of 460 amino acids. The transcript is spliced from 9 exons. Gene Ontology annotation, cellular component: cytoplasm. The record is from RefSeq and is a predicted model, not a curated record. NCBI's taxonomy places the organism in Eukaryota, Metazoa, Chordata, Mammalia, Eulipotyphla, Erinaceidae.